This is a messenger RNA of Aureobasidium pullulans EXF-150, 702 nucleotides long. RefSeq names its product putative ubiquinone biosynthesis protein Coq7. Gene Ontology annotation, biological process: ubiquinone biosynthetic process. The coding region runs from base 1 to 702 and encodes 233 amino acids. The record is from RefSeq and is a predicted model, not a curated record. NCBI's taxonomy places the organism in Eukaryota, Fungi, Ascomycota, Dothideomycetes, Dothideales, Saccotheciaceae. Gene Ontology annotation, molecular function: 3-demethoxyubiquinol 3-hydroxylase activity. Gene Ontology annotation, cellular component: mitochondrial inner membrane. The transcript has 2 exons.
AUGUCGCCUCGUUCACUGCAUAUCGGGUCUUUGCAGCAUGCUGCACCUAUCACCACCUCGUCAGCCCCGCCGAGUACCGAACCAAAGCCCAAAACGAUUGAGUCUGGAACUUCAGGGAAGAGGAAGCGUCCCUUGACUGCUGAACAAGAACGCUUCCUUGACAGUGCUCUCCGUGUGAACCAGACUGGCGAGCUUGCUGCUGUUCUCAUCUACCAGGCUCAAACACCGCCGACCGUCAGGGCUCACCCUCAUCUUCGCCCAUUAAUGAAGCACAUGUACGAUCAAGAGGCCGGCCACUUCAAAUACUUCAACAAGAUCAUAGCCAAGCACCGCAUUCGCCCGACUGCCAUGACUCCAGUCUGGGGUGUCGCUGCGACUGCAUUAGGAUGGACAACCGCCAUACUGGGUCAGGAGGCUGCCAUGGCAUGUACAGAGGCCGUCGAGACUGAGAUUGGAGAGCACUACAACGCCCAAGUGCGAGAGUUGUUGGCGUGGAUGAAGGACAUGGAAGACCGGGGAGAGGAGCCUGGCGAAGAGAUGACAGAUUUGCUCAGCAACCUCCGAAGAAUUAGAGACGAGGAGCUCGAGCAUCUUGAUCACGCUGUAGAGCAUGAUGCAAAGGAGGCUCGUCCCUAUGAGCUUCUGACGAACGUCAUCCGGGGUGGCUGUCGAGCUGCUAUCUAUGUCAGUGAGAAGAUCUGA